This is a messenger RNA of Mercurialis annua (annual mercury), 1714 nucleotides long. Its product is annotated as triacylglycerol lipase 2-like. The record is from RefSeq and is a predicted model, not a curated record. Bases 126 to 1631 code for a protein of 501 amino acids. The transcript has 14 exons. NCBI's taxonomy places the organism in Eukaryota, Viridiplantae, Streptophyta, Magnoliopsida, Malpighiales, Euphorbiaceae. Gene Ontology annotation, biological process: lipid metabolic process.
AUAAAAGUAAAAUCCAAGUUUUUAAAAGGCUUUAAUUUUAGUUUCCAUUAGCAGGAAAAAGAAAAGAAAAUUAUGAAUAGCUUUAGGAUUCUGAUCGUAAACUGAAGUAACCGAGUUGAGUUAGUAUGCAGCGAUUCAGAAGCAAAGGGAACUCAGGAGUACCCUAUCUCAAAAACAAAGCUUUAAAUUCAUUAUCUGCUGUUCAGGACACCUAUUCUUCUAUUAAGGAUUUGUUUGAGAGGCAUAGAGUGGUGUUUACAAUUGGUACUUCUUUAGCAUCAGUUGCUACAGCAUGGGGUGGAUAUUGCUUACGCCAUCUUUAUGAAUCCAAAGUUAAUCAAAGGCUUGAAUCAAUUGAAAAUGCUAUGAAAAACAAUUAUCACAUUGAACAUGCAGAGUUUAAAAAGCUUGUAGAUCCAGGGAAUUCCAAUAUUGCUACCUGCAUCGCUACUGCAGGGACAACAUUUGUUGUUGGGUAUGGCUUUGGUUGGCGUGGUGGUAGAUGGUAUGCAAAUAGGAAGUUCAGAGAGGAACAGAUGAAACUGUUAGGGCAUAUAAAACCAAAGAGGUGGCAGUUGCUGGGGCGGGUAACUACAGAAGAUGGAUUUAUUCUUGGCAUACAGAGAGUUACAAAGGGACAGUCUGGUGGAGCUCCAGGAAGCAGACCGCCUGUUCUGCUACAGCACGGGCUACUAAUGGAUGGCAUAACAUGGCUGCUAUUACCUCCAGAACAAUCUUUAGCAUUCCUCUUGGCCGAUAAUGGUUUUGAUGUCUGGAUAGCCAAUACUCGUGGAACUAAAUAUAGUCUUGGCCAUACAUCACUCAGUCCAAAUGAUGCAGCUUAUUGGGGUUGGUCGUGGGACGAACUAGUAUCUUAUGAUCUUCCUGCAACAUUCGAGUAUGUAAAUGGUCAAACUGGACAGAAACUGCACUAUGUUGGACAUUCACUGGGAACUUUGAUUGCUCUCGCUGCCUUCUCAAAGAGCCAGCAGUUGAACAUGUUAAGAUCAGCUGCCUUACUUUCUCCAAUUGCUUAUGUUGGUCAGAUUACUUCGCCACUCGCAACAAAUGCUGCUGACAACUUUAUUGCUGAGGCUUUAUAUUGGUUGGGUCUACAUGAAUUUGAUCCAAGAGGAGAAACUGUGGUAAAAUUUCUGAAGGAUAUCUGUAAAAAGAAAAAUAUUGACUGCACCAACUUGUUGAAUUCUUUCACAGGCCGGAAUUGCUGCCUGAAUUCCUCAAUUGUAGACAUAUUUCUAGACCAUGAGCCUCAGUCUACAGCUACUAAGAACAUGAUCCAUAUAUCUCAAAUGAUAAGAACAGGAACAAUAGCAAUGUAUGAUUACAAUGAUGAAGAUGAGAACAAGAAACACUAUGGACAGCCAACUCCACCACUAUACAACAUGGCAAGCAUUCCAAAUAAUGUUCCUCUAUUUUUAAGCUAUGGAGGUGCUGAUGCUCUUUCUGAUGUUAAAGAUGUUCAAUUAUUGAUUAAUAGCCUUAAAGAUCAUGAUCAAGAUAAGCUUGUGAUUCAGUUUAGAGAUGACUAUGCUCAUGCUGAUUUUGUUAUGGCUCAAAAUGCUGCUCAAGAAGUUUAUGUACCUCUUAUUGAUUUCUUUAAACUUCAAUAGAUUAUUUGUAUCUUUGGAGUUAUAGAAAACGCAGUUUGUAUUGUGUGCUUGAUUCAAUAUUAGUUGAAACUGUUUUUAUUUAA